Aspergillus nidulans FGSC A4 is the source of this 516-nucleotide messenger RNA. RefSeq names its product cell wall mannoprotein 1 family protein. Lineage: Eukaryota; Fungi; Ascomycota; Eurotiomycetes; Eurotiales; Aspergillaceae. Bases 1 to 516 code for a protein of 171 amino acids. The transcript has 2 exons. The record is from RefSeq and is a predicted model, not a curated record.
AUGAAGGUCUUUAAUGCCAUCUUGAUCCUUUAUACUCUCCUUCCCUCCCUCGCCAUCGCGCAAUCACCCAUAGAUGCCGCUCUCGCUCAGUUCCAGCAACUAAACGACCGGAUCGACAGCGCGCAGCGGUCCAUCAACGCCUACAACGGCGGUGUUUUGCUUGCUCUCCCCGUUGCGAACAGCCUCUACAGCGCACACACCGCUGCAACAACAGCGCGUCAGUCCCUUACAGCACUAGAUCCCCUUUCUCCAGAGGAUAGCCAGCGUGCGCUGGACGCAUACAACGAGGUUCAUCCGCGGUUACUUGCAACUCUCGCGGCCGGACGCGAUAAGGCACAAGUCUUCAGAGACGCAGGCGUUGGAUACGUUGCGCAAGGAAUGAUUAGUAACCUUUACAACGAGAAGAACCGGUUCGAAGCUGCACUCAGGGACAAGAUUUAUCCGGGAUACUUCCAGAAUGAUCUGGCUGAGGCGGUUGAUCAUGCCUUUCAGGGUACUUUGGCACAGUUCUACUAG